This is a messenger RNA of Actinia tenebrosa (Australian red waratah sea anemone), 1932 nucleotides long. RefSeq lists its product as uncharacterized. Lineage: Eukaryota; Metazoa; Cnidaria; Anthozoa; Actiniaria; Actiniidae. Gene Ontology annotation, molecular function: protein binding. The record is from RefSeq and is a predicted model, not a curated record.
ACAAACACUCAAUCUAAGGAGGUCUGCUUUAGCAAUUCACAUUAAUCAAGAACAACAAAGACACAUUGUCGAAAGCGUUUUUACACCUUGAAGAAGCCUGAACUACGAAUACUUUGAUAGACUUGGAUUAUAUUCCAAUACUAGCUCUGUGUUGAGUUCUGAAUAUAAACUUGACAUUCCUUUACUGGAUGACAUGAAGGAACUAAGCUUCUCACAGCAGCGUCUGCUUGAAGCAAUAACUAACGGCAGAAUCUACCAAACGAGACAACUUCUAGAAGCAGGGACGCCUUCAGAAUUUCUCGACGAGGAAGGUUAUAGCCCUUUCCUACGGGCUUGUUUUAUCGACGAUGAAAGACACAGGACAAGGACCAACCUGAUAAAACUCUUGAUUGUUUACGGAGCUGAUGUGAAUACUACAGAUCCACUAGGUCGGCAUGCCUUGACAUAUGGUUGCAUGACCGAAAACCAAGAGAUGGUUCAACUCUUGUUAGACAUCUCGAUACAUAAUAUAGACUUGAAUAAGAAAGAUUGCAAUGGAGAUACACCGCUAAUGCAUGCUGUACGACUUGGUAAUGUUAACCUAGUCACUAUACUAGUAGAUGCCAUGAACAAGUUUAGUAUCAACAUGGAUGUACGAAAUAAUGCUGAUAGGACUCCAUACCUUGAGGCUAAACAUUUGGGAAGAAAGGAAUGUGCGGAACUUCUACUAGMAAAGGCAAGCGCGUCCAGGGAAGUACAAGUCAAUCCGUUUCUUGACUUUAUGGAAGGUAAAGACGAAAGAUAUCUAUACGGUGGGGAUGUUAGAGGUGUUGAUUGGAGAAGGAAGAAAAUGAAGGGAACAAUAGUAGAGAAGAAUCGGUAUAACUUGAUCCAUCAACACCAAGGAAAACCUGCAAGAUUAAACUCGAAACGAGAAAUAAAGAUUGAUUGUAGUGUUAAAAGAUUACCCAAGAGACAAGGCACAAAGCCUAGGGGUUUAAAGAACAGAAACACUGAAAAUACAACUGGUUUUGAAGAGAAGAAACUAGCUUCCAACGCGACUACAGAAACACGUGUUACAGAAGUGUUACGAGAAGUUCAAGUAUGUAACGAGAAGAAUGACACUGAUGAUAGAGCGGAGUCGAGUGCCGCCAGGGUCACAAACGAAAAUACCAUAACAACGACGAAAAUGGAGAAAGAAGGUUUGAUAUCUGUGAGUGAGACACCUCGAGUAAGACCAUCUACAGCUGUUAUUACACGGAGGGAAAUGAARGCUGCCASGAACAGAGAGAACAGAGACCCUUUGUUGUAUAACACAUUCUUAACGGACGGUACCCCCGUGAGGCCAAGYAGUCAUCGAGUAUGGGUACCACAUCACCUCAGAAGCAAAACAGCGCCCCCCAGACGGUACCCUCACAGCAUACGGCAAACACCACUCAUGUCAGAUAAUCCAUCAGUCAAGAGGUACAGCGUGGACGAUAAUGAUCAGAUAAGUUGGUAUUCUCAUUUUAGUAUUCGUACUUCUCCUUCAGCGAAUUUCAUGAAUAAGAUAAUGGCAAUGUAUGCUGAACAAGUCGCUCCUCAGUCUAGUUACAGAAAAGGCGUAAAGCCGAGGAAAUCCGAAUAUGCACCGACUAUUGUCGCACCGCCCGAUGGUGAACACGAUAAACACUCGGACGGCCGUCGGUCGUCUAGCGGAAGUGUUCGUUCGUUGUCGGGUUCUGUUCGGAAUAGAAGGUUUUCUGUAAUAACUAAAACAGUUGCUUCUUACAUAUCAAGUAGGAAAGCAAUGACCUCUGGUGGCAAAAUUAAAAAYUAAAUUAUAUUACUGAAUAAAUGUAUAAAAUCCUUUAAAAAUAACUCAGUUACUAUAGUUUAAAUUAUUAUUAGCAAAGAAAUUUGUAUUGAGAAUUACAUCUUUUAGUAUAGAAUGUAACAGAAUGUUCAAGUUUU